CCCCCGAGGCUGUGGACUGAGGAGAGGCGCGCUCCUGUAGGUGGUUGGCUCAGACACGUUAGCGGGCUCGGAGGGGCACGCGCGUUUGGGGAACGUAUGGAAAGGGAGACCGCGUUGGGAUGAAGGGUAGGCUUUGGCGGCGCAGGUCGUUAGAAGCAAACUUUUCGGAGCCAACGGCGCUGUUGCCGCCUCCACCGUUGGCCUGCUCUGAAGCAACAGCCAUUACUGUUCUCGCAUGAGGCCCCGGGUUGGGGUGAGGGGAAGAUGGGCCGCCUGGCGAGCUGUAAACUCUCUUUUCAUUCUCUCCCGAGAAUGGAAAACUGACUUUAUCACAAAAUUAUGGUGCGAUUAACAUUGGAGCUUAUUGGUAAAAGCCUUAAUCAAAAGAAUCGCAGAGAUGAAUCUUUUGUGCAACAUCUGAGGAAGCUAACACAUCUGAAAUUAUCUAAUAAAAAUAUAGAUUUCAUUGAUGAUCUUUCUUUGUGUAAAAAUCUUAAUGUUCUGUAUUUAUAUGAUAAUCAUAUUAGACAAAUACAUAACUUGGACUUUGCAACAAACCUAAGACAUCUGUACCUGCAGAACAAUUUCAUUACACGAAUUGAAAAUCUAGCAUCAUUAGUAAGACUUGAAAAAUUGUAUUUGGGUGGCAACUACAUCACUGUAGUGGAAGGCCUGGAGACUUUAGAGGAACUGAGAGAAUUGCAUGUUGAAAGCCAGCAGCUUCCCUUAGGAGAAAAACUCUUGUUUGAUCCAAGAAGUCUUCAUUCAUUAUCAAAGUCUUUAUCAGUUUUGAAUGUCAGCAAUAAUAAUAUUGAUGAACUAAGUGACUUAUCAAUUCUGGAAAAUAUCUCCCACCUUAUAGCAGUUGACAACCAACUUCACCACAUAAAGGACUUGGAAUUUGUUCUGAGUAUAUGGAUUAAGUUACACAAAAUGGAGUUGAAUGGGAAUCCUGUUUGUCAUAAGCCAAAAUACCGAGACAAAGUAAUACUGCAGUCAAAAUCUCUUGAAUCACUGGAUGGAAAAGAAAUAAAAGAAAUGGAAAGACAGUUCCUGAUGAAUUGGAAAGCAUCCAGAGAUGCCAGGAAGAAAAACAAAGCAGAAAGCUUCAUUAAUGAGCAUGCAUCAUAUUCACAUUUUGAUGAUGGUGAUGCAGAACAUCCACAUUUUCCUGUUUACCAGUUCCCAAUCUCCAGAGAAAAACCAAAUUUUGCUAUUUUGUCUGAGAUACACAGACCUCCUUAUAAUAAAGAAUCCCAGCCAACAGUAUAUGAAGAAAACAGAAAUAGUGAAAAAAUCAGCCAUUUGGCCUUGAAAGCUUCUCAAAGGGUACAGAAAGAGCUGUUUGAACCUCAUCUCCUUAGACAAAUGCCUCUCUAAGCAGUUACUAGGAAGAUGUACUUUUGUAUUAUCAUCAGAACAAAAGAAGUAUUUCAGAGCCAAGUGUGAAGAAACAUUGAAUCCAAUAGUUUUUUUUACUGCAAACAAAGCGAUACCUCACAGUACAAAAUACUUUGCAUUGUAGAUCCAAUGUAUCUAUGUAAUUUAAGUAAAAAAAAAGUUUAAAAUAAGAUGUGCAGACCUUAUGCAACUA
This is a messenger RNA of Candoia aspera, 1594 nucleotides long. RefSeq names its product protein phosphatase 1 regulatory subunit 42 (gene PPP1R42). Bases 340 to 1380 code for a protein of 346 amino acids. NCBI's taxonomy places the organism in Eukaryota, Metazoa, Chordata, Lepidosauria, Squamata, Candoiidae. The transcript is spliced from 9 exons. Gene Ontology annotation, molecular function: protein binding. The record is from RefSeq and is a predicted model, not a curated record.